Molecule: messenger RNA, 5799 nt
Organism: Gadus chalcogrammus (walleye pollock)
Lineage: Eukaryota; Metazoa; Chordata; Actinopteri; Gadiformes; Gadidae
Gene: inpp4b
Product: inositol polyphosphate-4-phosphatase type II B
Exons: 20
Coding region: 452-3130 (892 amino acids)
Cellular component (GO): cytoplasm
Molecular function (GO): phosphatidylinositol-3,4-bisphosphate 4-phosphatase activity
Source: RefSeq, a predicted model, not a curated record
ACAGAGAUUCCCUCUGAUCCCGCCCAAUAUACAGUUAACAUGCAGUAUUUAUAACACACAAAAACACACACACACACACACACAUCCAUUUGCCACAAAUAAAUAGCUACUAACUCACGCAGACACACACACACACCAGACAGACAAACAAGACCAAACAAACGGAGCAACUUAUACGGACUGGCGCGCCCCACCCACACUAAUGGGCCCGGGCGGGCGUCGCGGGGAGGCUGCGGAGCGAGCCCAUCACACAGCAGGCGGGGGCGUGAGAGGCAGCUGUCUCUGUAGCAUAUGCUCGCAGCAGCGGGGAGAGUCUGGCUGAAUGAGCGAUUGUGUGGCGGGCUCUGGCUGCUUGUCUGUGUGAAUGAGGACAGGCGGACUGCCUUAACUCAGCCUGACGGCGGCACUAAGAGGACCCGGCUGCACGGGAGCUCAGUGCUCUCGGACCGACAUGCUGGCUAACCGAGACCCCCUGUUUCUGACGGGGGUCACCUUCCCUCCGGAGCAGCCGGCCAGCCCAGAGACGCUGGUCAAACUAACCGUCUACGAUGUGAAGGACAAGAGCCGCCAAGCUAGCGUGUUCCUGGGGAGCGCAACCUUUUCUGUGGGUGAUCUGCUGAGGGCCACGGACCAGCGUCUGACCAUAAACCUCAGGUCCUCUGAUGGUGUGUGUGCGGGGGGCUCGGUGGUGGUGAGUCGUCUGAGGGUAGGGGAGAUGGAGGAGGCGGAUAUGGACCACAUCACAACAGACGCCGCGGCGCAGAAGUGUGCCAUGGUGUGUGAGUCCUCGUCCCACGCCUGCGUCAACAGAGAGAGCUGCCUGGCUACAGGACCCGUGUUCAAGAACCCUGUAUGCAAGGUGUACAGGUUCCAGACAGUGGACAGCAAGUGGAUGCUGGUCCGAGAACAAAUGGAGGAAUGCACUCUCUCCUUCAGCCUGCCCAAGCAGCUGCUGUCCUUGUACAUUCAGGAAGACACGACAAGGGUACAGGAGCUCAGAGACCUGGGGGAUCUGUCGCCCCACUGGGACACUCUGAGGAGGGAGGUGAUCACACAGUAUGGAGGCCUAGUCAGCUCCUACCAGGACACGCUGGCCCAACUGGAGAAAAUCACUGGUCCUUCCUUCAAGCCGAGCUGCUGCAAAACCCAGAAGUCUCUGGAGUUUAUCCCAAUCAACCUCCACACACAGAGGAUGAUGGUGACCUGCCCCAGAAAAUCAGACGCUGCCUACGACGUGGUCACAGUGGGCGCUCCGGCAGCCCACUACCAGGGAUUCAAGAAUGGCGGGCUGCAGAAACUUCUGAGCCGCUACCAAGCCGAGAAGAAGAGCUUCAGCACAGCUUAUCAGUGUAUCUACUACUCUCCGGAGCACACGGCCAAGGCCCAGGAGGUGCUGACCACAAUGGGCCUGCUCCAGCCCCUCAUCUCCAGCCUGGCAGACCAGCUCCUGCAGGCAGCCCAGGAGCACUCUCGCCCUGGGCUGACCCUGGCCCUAAAGAACCUGGCAGACAAGACGGAGCAAUUCGUCCACGCCCUGAACGAUGAGAUGGUCAAGAGUGCCCUGCUGGCACUGCACGCCGCACGGCCAGGCUUCGUGUCUCAGACCCCGGGUAAGGGCCACGCGCAGGCAGGCCAACACCACCACCAGCAGCACCAGCACCACCACCCCAGCCAGGACUCUAGCCCCAGCGCCGGCAGCCCGGCCCCGAAGAAGCAGCUCCCAGGCCACAGCCCCUCGGUGGUGAUCGGGCCGGCCAGUGCGGAGAGCCCCGUGGUGUGCAACAACAACGUGACGGAGCUGAGGGGGGUGGAGGAUGGAGAGGGCGGGGCGGGGCCGAAGAAGCAGGACUCCAUACCGCACCACAACGAAUACGACGAGGAGGAGUGGGACAGAGUUUGGGCCAACGUUGCCAAAAGUCUCAACUGUGUGAUCGCCAUGGUAGAUAAACUCCAGGAGCAAGACAACAACAACCGGGAGCUAAUCCCUGACCAGCAGCUCGCUGAUGUCAUCACCUCCCACAAUCCUGGGGACUGGAAGGAGCAACUGCGCCCUCCGGUGGCCAGGCUGAGGGAGUGCGUGGUGGACGUGGUAGAGCGGGCUAAGAGGGCCAUGACCUUCGUGCUGCUGCAGGAGACAGCCUGCAGUGUGCCCCAAGGCCUGCAUCUCCAGCACAGGAGGGACGUGGUCUUCAGUCAGGCAUUGUCUGCGCUGGCCUGUGGGUUCGUCAUGCGGCUGUCUGCUGGCAUGCAGGACGAGGGCUUCCUGAAGCAGCUCCAUCUGGUGGGGGUGCUGGCCCAGUUUGAGAGCCUGCUGAGCACCUACAGUGAGGAGAUCGGCAUGCUGGAAGACAUGGAGAUCGGGAUCUCGGAUCUGCACAGAGUGUCCUUCAAGAUCACAGAGGCCAAGACGGACGACCUCAGUGACCGCCAGCCUUCCAUCUGCGGCCGGCGAGACCACUACACUGUCGAAGUCCCAUUACCCCGGCUGGCUUUCCACAGUCUGCCUGAGGAAAUCAAGGACGGCCGGCCUCUAAGAGUUUUCCCAGUUCUGUUUAAUGUGGGAAUUAAUGAACAACAAACUCUAGCUGAGAGGUUUGGAGACAUCUCCCUCCAAGAGAGAAUAAACCAGAGGAACUUUGACAUUUUAGAAGUUUAUUACAAAUCGUUAAGUGAGAAAUUACCAGUAGAAUGUCUACCGUGUUUUCAGACACACUCUGAUGUAAAGGAGUUACUUGAAUCGCUGCGACAGAAUGUAGUGAUGAAGAAGAGGAAGAAUGUGGAAAUACUAUGGCUCGCCGGCACGAUCUGUCGGCGGCUGAACGGCGUCAGGUUCACCAGCUGUAAAAGUGCCAAAGACCGGACGGCCAUGUCUGUAACCUUGGAGCAGUGUGCCCUGCUGCGUGACGAGCACCAGCUCAGCAAGGACUACUUUGCGCGUGCGCUGGACUGUAUGCGAAGUCGGCUGACCCAGGGAGACGUGGCCCACGGGGAAGACCCCGAGGCGGGCUCCAGCGAGAGGAAACCUCCCUCGCGACACUUUUACCCCAUAGCCCUGCUGCUGGUUAGCUCCCACCUGCUGGUCGUCUGGCUCAUUUUAAGUCUUGUUUUUCUGCUUGCUAAAUAUCAAUAAAUCCCUGACAACACCAUAUAACUGGCUUGCUCCUGUUUUUCCUUUGGUGUUUAUAUUAAAGAUAUGUGUCUGUGUGUAUAUAUAUACACACACAGACACAUAAAUAUUUGUACAUUGUGCUGGAAAUCCUUUGAACUAUAUUGACAACGCAUCUCAGUAUAAACUUACAGAUAAACUUAUUAUAAUAAAGGGUAAAAAUAGUAUAAAAGAAAACUAGUCUCUGCAGAAAGGCCACACAACAUGAAAAGCAUGCAAAGGUUGAAGAGCUGUAGUAUACCACGGCAGUUGUUUGAGGCACAGCUGCAGAUAGGGUUGCCACUACUCCUUCUACCCUUCCCAGGCAUGCAGCUCAUGGUAUUCAGCCCUGGCUGUCUCAGUUCACCUCAAGGGCGAUGAGCGAGGUUCAAACUAAUAACCAAGUGGUCUCAGUCAACCUGGUCUCACCGGAAUCCGUGAAAUGACUACGGUCGGACGCUUAACUCGAAAUCCGUGGACACAUCACGGAAACACGCCGAUUUCCUUGAUGUGGCCACGGAAUUCGCUCCAAUGCAAGUUAAUGACGCUGAUGUUCCGUGGCUCAGACACGGAUCCCCGUUUCAACGAGCGAGUCGACCAUGGGGGCUUAACUCAAAACCCGGGGUGGUCUCACUGAAACACUUAAAUUGUCCUAGUUGUGUACCCGGAAGUUGCUCCAAUGCAAGUAAAUGACAAUGAUAUUCCGUGACACACACACAGAUUCCCGUUUCAAUCUGUGUGUGUGCCACAUUUGACCACAGCGGGGGCUUAACUCAAAAUCCGCGGUGGUCUGACGGAAUCACUUCAAUUGUCCGUGAUGUGGCCACGGAAUUUGCUCCAAUGCAAGUAAAUGACACUUAUUCCGUGGCUCACACACGGAUAUCGGCGUGUUUCCGUGAUGUGUCCACGGAUUUCGAGUUAAGCGUCCGACCGUAGUCAUUUCACGGAUUCCUGUGAGACCAUGUUGUCUCAGUGUUUGAAUGUCUUAUGGAAAUGUCCAAGCUGAUCCGUCUGAUCGCUGCAUUAAAACAGUGUGAGCCAUUGUUGCCUCUCAUUUUGCUGGUAUGCCCCAAUCUCGGUAGGACUUCCGCUUUUGGGGCUUUGGCUACCGCAUCCUGCUCCCGCUCCUGAUGUCAGGAAACCUUUGAUGAUGGGAACUAGCCACACUCGGGAUGAGUUUGAUGAAAUCCAUCUGAAUCGGUGGUUCGAAAUUCAGCGACCAACGUUGAUAUUGGCGCAGAUUUCGCAUGCACCACAAACACUUUUAGGGUCAUUGGUGAAACCCUUUGUGUACCAAUGAUUGCCUGAGGAUGUUAGGAAGUCCCUAUGUUUCAACAGAGUGACUAAAUCAUGUACCAGGCCAAAUACAUAGCGAAUGUCUGUGUGAAUGUCAGCUGAUUUACCUUCAGCCCUCAGUUGCCCUCAAGGGGCGAUGAGUGCGGUACAAACAGUGAAAUGGGUACUAUGGUUAAUAACUAAGGUGUUUCAGGGUCUUAGCGCCAUGCAAACUACAUGUCUCAUCGAAAUUUACAUUUGAAUAUAUAAGUAUAUUUGAGUAUGUAUAUAUGUGAAUAUAUUUGUGUGUGUAUAUAUAUAUAUUAUUUUUUUUAUACUAUUUAUUUUAAGGUGUUAAUAUCUAAUUGGCAUAGAUUGGCUGUGAAUCUCUCGGUGGAGGGAAAAACCAACUAAGGGCGUGUUCACAUCUAGCAUUUUUUGUAAUAGGGAAAAGUUGAGCCGACCGCUUAAAAAAAUAAAGAAACUGGCAGGGUUUUUUGUCCUAAAAGCGCCGAUAGCGUUUUUUCUAUCGCCUAGCAAUGAACCCAUUCUAGACCCGUCGUUACUCGCCUACUAUGUAUCCAGGAUAGAGCCGAUUAGACAUGUCGUAGAUCUGGACAUUUUCUGUAAUUACAACUAUUAAUCGCUCCGACGGCACUUUCCACUUUUUUUUGUUUCUUGUUUUGACAGUUGAGAGUUUCCUUUGUGACGAAGUGUCAAUGUUCCGCUUGUGAUUGGUCAGUUGCCCAAAAGACGCCUGACGUCGGCCGCUUUCUUCAACAGACAUUUACAUAAACCGUCUGGCGUUAUAGUUGAUUUGCCUCGGUUCUGGAGUGGGUAAGACUGUUUUAUUAGCAGGCUAGUAUUGCCCGUUGCCGUGCACUAGCCUAGCACGAGCAAACUCUGCCACUAGAAGGACUGAAUGAAAUGUGUUAAACUGUCUCCAAUGAUAAAGAACACCAAGGCUAACUUGGGAAUCAGGCCCUAUGUCCAAAAUUCCGAACUACCCCUUUAAGAGAAGCUGGGUUGACUAUCAGAAAUAUAAAUAUUGAUUGAGAGCAUGUGUGUCCACCUUCUAGCUCCAUCUGAUCACCCUCAAUUCUCACUCAUGUAUUUAUUUCAUAGAGGGGAAUUUCACUUUCAGUUAGUUUCACUAAGUACAUGUAAAUGCAUACAAAUACAAUUAAGCCACUGGUAAUAUUCAUGGUAUUGCUUUGUAAUACCAUGAAUGAUAAUAACUGAAAAUAAAAUAUAAUAUCCAACUAAGUGGCUAUAAUCCCUGUUUUAAUAAAAAUGCUUAUUUACCUACAGCCCAUCUAGCAUUUCCACAGUAACACAACCAAUGUCAGUGAACAGCUCCUUAGUCAUCAUUUCCAAAA